GAGUUCGCCUACGUAUGCUGGUAUUGCCUUGAACGCACUCCGUGGGGGUUUGCAGCAAAGCGCCAACCCCGGGUAUGCUUCCUCAACGCUGAAGACCAUGAAGCCUUUGGGUUCAUCCACCUGAAGGACAUUGUGCGCCCUGCACACAUUGUUCCUCCAUUUGCAAAUGACAAAACUGACGAAUACCUUGUGGGCAAAACUAUCGCCCAA
Schizophyllum commune H4-8 is the source of this 210-nucleotide messenger RNA. RefSeq lists its product as uncharacterized. The transcript has a single exon. The record is from RefSeq and is a predicted model, not a curated record. NCBI's taxonomy places the organism in Eukaryota, Fungi, Basidiomycota, Agaricomycetes, Agaricales, Schizophyllaceae. The annotation marks the transcript as partial.